CAGCCGCAACCGGCGCGGCGGCACCGGGCACCGCGGUACCGGCACCGGGGCUCAGCCCCGGGCUGGUGGGGGACCGGGGGAGGGACGGGGGGGGGACAACUCCCCCCCCUCCCCCGGCGGCAGCUCCCCCCUCAUCCUGCCCGCAUGUCGGCGAUGCAGCCCCCGGAGCCGGGUGGGGAUGGCAGAGGCCCUUCCAACAGCAGCUGGCCCAACUCCACCACAAGCGAGAGCCACCUCCUGAGGGAGAACUACACCUUCUUGGCGUACUACCAGCACUCCUCCCCUGUGGCCGCCAUGUUCAUCCUGGCCUACACCUUCAUCUUCCUCAUGUGCAUGAUCGGCAACAUCCUGGUGUGCUUCAUCGUGGUGAAGAACCGCCAGAUGCGGACGGUCACCAACAUGUUCAUCCUCAACCUGGCCAUCAGCGACCUGCUGGUGGGCAUCUUCUGCAUGCCCACCACCUUGGUGGACAACCUCAUCACGGGUUGGCCUUUUGACAACACCAUGUGCAAAAUGAGCGGCCUGGUGCAGGGCAUGUCCGUCUCCGCCUCUGUUUUCACGCUGGUGGCCAUCGCUGUGGAGAGGUUUCGCUGCAUUGUCCACCCCUUCCGCCAGAAGCUGACGUUGAAGAAAGCUCUGGUGACAAUCGCCAUCAUCUGGGUGCUGGCCCUGCUCAUCAUGUGCCCUGCUGCCAUCACCCUGACCGUCACCAGGGAGGAGCACCACUUUAUGGUGGACACCUACAACAACUCCUACCCCCUCUACUCCUGCUGGGAGGCCUGGCCCGAGACGGGGAUGAGGAGGAUCUAUACCACCAUCCUCUUCUCCCACAUCUAUGUGGCUCCCCUUGCCCUCAUCGUUGUCAUGUAUGCCCGCAUCGCCUUCAAACUCUUCAAGUCAGCAGCGCCCGACAGUGGACAAGGGGAGCCAGAGGGGAGGAAGGUCUCCCGAAGGAAGGCCAAGGUCAUCAACAUGCUCAUCAUCGUCGCCCUCUUCUUCACCCUCUCCUGGCUGCCCCUCUGGACACUGAUGCUGCUGAUGGACUACGGGCAGCUGAGCGAGAGCCAGCUCCGCCUGGUCACUGUCUAUGUCUUCCCCUUCGCCCACUGGUUGGCCUUCUUCAACAGCAGCGCCAACCCCAUCAUCUACGGCUACUUUAACGAGAACUUCCGACGGGGCUUCCAGGAGGCCUUCAGGGCUCCCUUCUGCUCACCCCACCGCCAUCGCCAUCGCCAUCAAGGGUCCUACACCCCCAGAAGCCAUGGCCGCGGGAUCCUCUUCAGCGCCCGCAACCGUGUCUUCGCCCAGGCACGGGCCAGCGACUCGCCUCCCGCCUCCGAGUCGGGGCCACUGGCACCACGCCGUGCCGGUGUUUCCGCGUGGGAUGGCUGAGCAGCUGUGGCCACCAGGCAUCUCUGGACCAAGGGCUUGUGGGGUGGGAAAUGGGGAUUUGCCACUUUGUGGGCUGUCAGUCACCAAAAUAAAGACACGUCCUUCAGACGCCAUGUCCCUGCCUUGACUCCUCUGCUUCCCCCAGCAGCUCCAUCCUAGAUGAGGGACAGAGUGGGGCCACCAGCCAAGCCCCCAGCACCAUGGACCCCUCUGCCCUGCCAGCACCCCCUUUACCCAGCCCCGGCCACAGCAUGUGGCCAGGGAGCACAGGGAGCGGGGAGCAGUGGGGGAGAACAUGUGUGAAGGGGCUGCCUCAUGCCAUAGUUGGCCACAGCAUGGAGAACCAUGCAGUCCUUCGCUGGACACCGUGCUGUCCUUGACCAUGCCACACCAUGCUAUUGUGGCCAUGCUGGACCACACCACGCCGUGUGGGACCGUGCCACACCAUGCUGCUGUGGCCAUGCUGGAUUGGACCAAGCCAUGCUGUGCUGAACCAAUGCACACCUUGCUGCUGUGGCCAUGCUGGACCACACUAUGAUGUACUGGACCACGCCAUGCCAUACUGGACCAUGCCACACCAUGCUGCCAUGGCCAAACUGGACCAUACCAUGAUGUGCUG
This is a messenger RNA of Chroicocephalus ridibundus (black-headed gull), 2011 nucleotides long. It is a transcript of the gene NPFFR1, whose product is annotated as neuropeptide FF receptor 1. The record is from RefSeq and is a predicted model, not a curated record. The coding region runs from base 145 to 1392 and encodes 415 amino acids. Gene Ontology annotation, molecular function: neuropeptide receptor activity; peptide binding. Lineage: Eukaryota; Metazoa; Chordata; Aves; Charadriiformes; Laridae. Gene Ontology annotation, biological process: G protein-coupled receptor signaling pathway; cellular response to hormone stimulus. Gene Ontology annotation, cellular component: plasma membrane. The transcript has 4 exons.